AUGCAGUGGUUGCGUGCAUUGUUACGGAAGGUCUUCCCAGACAUGGCUGGCGACGACAUCGAGAGCGUCGUGGCCGAUCGGUGCGCGCUCGAUGACGGCGUCGACAGUGGUUCAGACGACGAGGAUGUUCGCCUGUUGUCGACAGUUUCUGCAAACGAUACGUUUCGCGGGGUGCUGGAGGCCGAAGACUUCACUGAGAUCGAAACGAGGACCGAGAAGGCCAAGAAACGUGCCAUUAGAAAAACUAUGAUCUCAGCUCGGGCGGAUGCUGCGGCAAAGCCCGCAGGCAAGGCGAAAGCGGCCCCCAAGGCCGCCCCCGCCCCCUCUUCCAGCAGCGUUGCCCCGAAGGCUGCCGCAAAGGUCCCCGCGGGGAUAGAUUUGGACAUUCCAGAUGAUCUCACGGCAGAGGCGUUGAGCAUUUACUGCCCCCAGGUACCUGGCUGCAAUUUGUCGUUUGAAAAGCUGUGGCACACCCGCUGGCGGUGCACGUACCCAGCCAGCGAAGCACCAUAUUCCAACACAGCCACAGUGCACAGUGUAGAGGAAUUGUGGCCAGCAGCAAGGAGUGUCAUUCAGUGGGCUUGGCGUCGGCACGUUAUUUACGGUGGUCUCCCGAGCCAUCACGAAUGCUUGCGCGACUAG
Messenger RNA from Prorocentrum cordatum, 642 nucleotides. The record is from the annotation of a GenBank genome assembly. Lineage: Eukaryota; Dinophyceae; Prorocentrales; Prorocentraceae.